AGCUCCGUGUGGCAGGUCGGGGCGUUUUGGGAGGGCACCGCUGGGGGAUUGCGUCACUGGCAAGAUGGCGGCGCCCACGGUGAGAUUCGGCUUGAGGAGAGUUUUAGCUCAGAGUCCUAGCCAUCGUUUCUCCAGAACUGAUUGUCAUUCUUCAGUGCUUCCUUGUUUUGGCAACUUACUGAUUUCCACUAGAUAUUAUGCGAAAAAAGCAAAGUCCAAAAAAAACCCUGUGCAAACAGAGACCAAGAAAAGACUGCGCUGGGAAUUUCCUGCACCAAGUGAACCAACAGAUGAUGUGUAUUUGGCAUGGUGUUACCCAAGGCCAGUAUAUGAAGCAGAAGUGGCUUUAGAUAUGCUGAGGAAGUUUCAACAACUGGAGUUCGCUUCUCCCAACCAGCCUGUGUAUGCUAAUCUCACCUUGGACAUGAAAUUAGACAAGAAAACGUUGGAACCCUUUCUUGGUGCAGUUCUUUUCCCUUAUCGUCUCACAGAUUCUAUCCACAAGGUUGUGGUGUUUGCAGAGAAAGCAGAAGACGCUGCUCUCGCUAGAGAACAUGGUGCUGCAUUUGUAGGAGCAACUGAAUUAAUUAGCCCGAUCCUGAACGGAGAAAUAAAAGCAGAUCAUUAUGUUUGUGUGCCACCGAUGCUGAACAAGCUGAAGGCUCUAAAGACUGUCUUGGGUGCCAAGUUCCCAAACAAUAAACGUGGUUCUGUCAGUUACGACAUUCCCAAGAUGGUUAAUGUCUUCAGACUCUGCCAUGAAUAUGUGGUAGCUAAUGAUAACCUUAUUGAAACGCAAAUUGCCACGAUGGAUAUGCCUAAUGAUCAGAUAGUUGCCAAUCUGGAUGCGCUUAUUAAGGACGUUUGUAAAUACAAACAUUCGCGCUAUGGCUCCUUUGUGACAUCUUUGUUUCUUCAAAGUCAAUCCAGCGAAGGCUUACAGAUAAAGGUUGAACCCUUUCUCUCUGAAGGAGCUGUGAAAAAAGUGGAAAAUAAGGUACAAGAGGAAGCAAAGGAAGAAGACGGGGAUUCUGAUAAAGAAGAAAUGCAGAAGUCCAGUUAACUGGAGUGUCAGCACAAAUGUAUUUUUUAUUUGUACAAACCCAUAAAGAAGCGAAACUGACUGUGUAUCUGAAUUACUUCAGUGAAACUCUGAACAGGGCAGUCUUGAAGUAUACUCCACUUCAGUAUUGGAGCUGUUAGGUGAUUAUGCCGACAUCUUUCCCAGCAACACCCCUCUUGGCUCAUAAGAGUAUAUGUUAUUACUAGAAAUAAAAAGUCUGCGUUCAGUUCAUAUGUCUGUGUAUCUUGGAAAGACUCCAAAUUCCUGGGGCAACAACAUGCAGAGACUCUUGUCUCUUGUUUUGUUUUUGUUUGAACAUCUUCAUUUGCUUAAUCCAUGUAAGAAUGGGCUGCCUCAUUUUUUU
Molecule: messenger RNA, 1427 nt
Organism: Pogona vitticeps (central bearded dragon)
Lineage: Eukaryota; Metazoa; Chordata; Lepidosauria; Squamata; Agamidae
Gene: MRPL1
Product: mitochondrial ribosomal protein L1
Source: RefSeq, a predicted model, not a curated record